This is a messenger RNA of Puma concolor (puma), 3492 nucleotides long. The record is from RefSeq and is a predicted model, not a curated record. Lineage: Eukaryota; Metazoa; Chordata; Mammalia; Carnivora; Felidae.
AUGCACUCCGUCACCCCGCUCAUCCUCCUGGUGAUUCACCUGCUCGGUCUCAGUCAUCAGCUAGUCAGCAGCAGCAGCAUCCAGCAUCCCGAAGAAGACCGACCAGCCCAAUGGAGAGCCGAGGGCGGGAGGGAACCGGGCAGGAGCCAGCCCCAGGAGGAGCACCAGGGAAAGGCUGGGGGUUGGAAGCAGCCGGACAGCACCUCGGCCCUGAGCAAGCGGCUGCCACCCACGUCCCCAAAGGGGGCCCUCCUCUUACAGCGUGGCCGCCGGAUGCCUCUCUUUGCCAGGGAUACGCAGGGUGUCGAGGGAUCCAGGGAUGCUGGAGGAGCUGGCCUUGUGCCCAGAGAGACUGGCACCUGCCCGGGUUCAGACGAGGUCCGCCUACAGACCCCUCCCCGGGGGUCUGUGACCGCCCUGGACAGGGAGAACCACUUAGGGCGCAAGCAGCCUCUGUGCUGUGCCGCCGGGGCGCGCGGGUCCACCGCAGACGUCCCGCCAGAGCCUCCGCCCAAACCUUCUUACCAGGCCGCCAACCACCCGGUCUCAGCCCUGUUCCCCUGCCCAUCUCCCCAGUCCGUCCUCGAAACUGCCCCUCUGCGAGGGGGACCCAGUUUAACUUCUUACUCCAGCACCCUACCUGCCACCAAGUGUCAUCGCAGCCACCAGAGCCAGGCCAGUGAGAUGUGCCGUCGCCGAGGGACCUCGCUUAAAUCUUUUCUCUUACAGAUGAUAUUAACCGUGUUCUUGAGCAACAACGAGCAGAUUUUAACAGAAGUUCCCAUAACACCAGAAACAACAUGUCGAGAUGUUGUAGAAUUUUGCAAGGAACCUGGAGAGGGCAGUUGCCAUUUAGCUGAAGUGUGGAGGGGAAAUGAGCGUCCCAUACCCUUUGAUCACAUGAUGUACGAACAUCUUCAGAAGUGGGGGCCACGCAGGGAAGAAGUGAAAUUUUUCCUUCGACAUGAGGAUUCCCCAACCGAGAGCAGUGAGCAAGGUGGCCGUCAGACCCAAGAGCAGAGAACUCAGAGAAAUGUAAUAAAUGUACCUGCAGAAAAACGCACAGAAAAUGGCGAGCAACGUUUACAUUUCCUAAAGCAGCAGGAGCGCCGUCAGCAGCAGUCUAUCUCUGAAAAUGAAAAGCUUCAGAAACUGAAAGAGCGAGUUGAAGCCCAGGAAAACAAGCUGAAGAAAAUCCGCGCCAUGAGAGGACAAGUAGACUACAGCAAAAUCAUGAACGGCAACUUGUCUGCCGAAAUAGAAAGGUUCAGCGCCAUGUUCCAGGAAAAGAAGCAGGAAGUACAAAGUGCAAUAUUAAGAGUUGAUCAGCUCAGUCAGCAACUGGAAGAUUUAAAGAAAGGAAAGCUGAGCGGGCUCCAGUCUUACAACGGCAAGCUGGCGGGACCGGCAGCGGCGGAGUUGAAAAGACUGUACCAAGAGCUACAGAUUCGUAAUCAGCUUAACCAGGAACAGACUUCAAAGCUCCAGCAGCAGAAGGAACUCUUGAAUAAACGCAACAUGGAGGUGGCCGUGAUGGACAAGCGGAUCAAUGAACUGCGUGAACGUCUUUAUGGGAAGAAAAUUCAGCUGAGCCGUGUGAAUGGCACGUCGUCACCACAGUCGCCGCUCAGCACGCCUGGCAGGGUUGCUGCAGUGGGGCCUUAUAUCCAGGUCCCCAGUGCCGGUGGCUAUUCUGUCCCAGGGGACCCCAUAAAGCCCCAGUCUCUCACUAUCGCCUCAAGUGCUGCCCACGGAAGAUCCAAAUCCGCCAAUGAUGGAAACUGGCCAACGUUAAAACAAAAUUCUAGUUCUUCAGUGAAGCCGACGCAGAUCGCCAGUGUGGACUGGAAGGACUCAAACGUGGAGGGUCCUCUCAAGCAAGGGGCCGUCUCGAGCCAGCCUGUGCCCUUGUCAACUUUAGGAGCCACAGAGAAGCUGGGCGUCGAGAUCGGUAAAGUGCCACCCCCCCUCCCUGGUGUUGGCAAGCAGCUGCCUCCCAGCUACGGGACAUACCCCAGCCCUGCGCCCGUGGGCCCCGGCUCCACAAACUCCCUGGAGAGGAGGAAGGAGGGCAGCUUGCCCAGGCCCGGCGCAGGCCCGCCCAGCCGGCAAAAACCCGCCCCGCUGCCCACCUCGGGUGGCCACACGUCUGCUUCCUCACAGCAGAUUCAGCAGAGGAUCUCUGUGCCGCCGAGUCCCACGUACCCGCCGGCGGGGCCGCCUGCUUUCCCAGCCGGGGACAGCAAACCUGAACUCCCACUGACUGUGGCCAUUAGGCCCUUUCUGGCUGAUAAAGGGUCAAGGCCACAGUCCCCCAGGAAAGGACCCCAGACAGUGAAUUCAAGUUCCAUCUACUCCAUGUACCUCCAGCAAGCCACGCCUCCUAAGAAUUACCAGCCAGCGGUGCACAGCACCUUAAAUAAGUCUGUUAAAGCAGUGUACGGUAAACCCGUUUUACCAUCCGGGUCAACGUCCCCGUCACCCUUACCGUUUCUUCACGGGUCGCCGGCCACAAGCACGUCGCAGUCCCAGCCGCCUUCGGAAAGUGCUGAGAAAGAGCCAGAGCAGGACAGCCCUGCCCCUCCUGGAGACGGCGGCACCGGCACGGGCACUGUGGAGAGCCUGCCGCGGCCGCUCAGCCCCACCAAGCUCACGCCCAUCGUGCACUCGCCGCUGCGCUACCAGAGUGACGCCGACCUGGAGGCCUUGCGCAGGAAGCUGGCCAACGCGCCCCGGCCCCUAAAGAAGCGCAGCUCCAUCACGGAGCCCGAGGGCCCCGGUGGGCCCAACAUCCAGAAGCUGCUGUACCAACGCUUCAACACCCUGGCCGGCGGCAUGGAGGGCACCCCUUUCUACCAGCCCGGCCCCUCGCAGGACUUCAUGGGCACCCUGGCCGACGUGGACAAUGGAAAUACCAAUGCCAACGGGAACCUGGGAGAGGCUGGCCCCGCCCAGCCCACAGCCCCGCUUCCCUCCGAGCCUGCCCCGUCUUCGGACGCCAAUGACAAUGAGCUCCCUUCCCCUGAACCGGAGGGGCUCAUCUGUCCCCAGAGCACCCACCAAACGGCCGAGCCUGCCGAGGACGACAACAACAACGUGGCCACAGCCCCGUCCACAGAACAGGUCCCCAGCCCUGGGGCCGAGGCCCCCUCACCGGGGGAAGACCAAGCCCCCCCACUGCUGCCCCCCACCGUGCCCCCGCCUGGAGCCUCUACGAGCAAACGGACCAACCUGAAGAAGCCUAACUCGGAGCGGACAGGGCACGGGCUGAGAGUCCGGUUCAACCCCCUGGCGCUGCUCCUAGAUGCUUCUCUGGAAGGCGAGUUUGACCUGGUGCAAAGGGUCAUCUACGAGGUGGAAGACCCUAGCAAGCCCAAUGACGAAGGGAUCACUCCGCUGCACAAUGCCGUCUGCGCCGGCCACCACCACAUCGUGAAGUUCCUGCUGGAUUUUGGGGUCAAUGUGAACGCUGCCGACAGUGAUGGCUGGUGA